GAGACAGACAAUAAGAAUCUCUUCCAGACCAGAUCCACAACUUCCCCUGAGAGGAAAGAUACAACACAAAAUACUGGGAGCAACAUUUAACAGCGUUAUCCUGCUGAUGACUGCACACACAGACUGUGAAUUUAAAGAAGGAAGUGAAACUGCUCAGAGUGAUUAUAACUUUCAGGGAACUUUCUAGGGAGUGGACUGGCUUCCUGUUUAGGGCUCUGUCUGGUCUGUGUGUUUUCAGCCUCACUGCAAGAGAAAAUGUCUUUCCGAUCACAGGAGGAUCUCUCCUGUCCAGUCUGCCAAGACAUUUUUAAAGAUCCUGUUGUCCUGUCGUGCAGCCACAGCUUCUGCAGAGACUGUCUGCAGAGCUGGUGGAGAGGGAAACCUAUACAGGAAUGUCCAGUUUGUAAGAGGAGAUCAUCAAGGAGUGAACCACCUCGUAACUUGGCUUUAAAAAACCUGUGUGAGACUUUCUUACUGGAGAGAGAGCAGAGAGCAGGAUCUGAGUCUGUCUGCAGUCUGCACUCUGAGAAACUCAAACUCUUCUGUCUGGACCAUCAGCAGCCAGUUUGUCUCGUCUGCAGAGAUUCAAAAACACACAACAACCACAGAUUCAGACCCAUCCAUGAAUUUGCACAGGAUCACAAAAAGGAGCUUCAGAAAUGUCUCAGGCCUCUACAGGAGAAACUGAAGCUGUUUGAACGAGUUAAAGGAAACUUUGAUGAAACAGCAAAACACAUUAAGGUCCAGGCCCAACACACAGAGAGGGAGAUUAAGGAGCAAUUUAAGAACCUUCACCAGUUUCUAGAGGAGGAAGAGGAGGCCAGGAUCACUGCUCUGAGGGAGGAAGAGGAGCAGAAGAGUCGGAUGAUGAAGGAGAAGAUGGAGGCUCUGAGCAGAGAGAUAGCAGCUCUGUCACACACAGUCAGAGCCACAGAGGACGAGCUGAGAGCUGAAGACGUCUCAUCCCUGAAGAACUACAAGGUUACAGUGGAAAGAGUCCAGCAGCGCCCCCUGCUGGAUGAUCCACAGCUGGACUCAGGAGCUCUGAUAGAUGUGGCUGAAUACCUGGGCAACCUGACCUUCAACAUCUGGAACACGAUGAAAGAGAAGGUCUCCUACAGUCCUGUGAUUCUGGAUCCAAACACUGCUCAUCCAGAAUUCAUCCUGUCUGAAGAUCUGACCAGCGUGAGUCAUGGAGAGAGACAGAAGCUUCCUGAAAACCCAGAGAGGAUCGACUAUCACCGCUCUGUCCGGGGCUGGGAGGGCUUUAACUCAGGGAUUCACAGCUGGGACGUUGAGGUUGGAGACAAUACAGCCUGGUUUGUUGGCAUGGCUACGGAGUCUGUCCAGAAAAAGGGACGAACAAAGUCUGGAUUCUGGCAAAUAGAGUUCUUCAGUGGUAAAUACAGCACACGCCUGUUAGGAUAUCCACCCGGUGUUCUCCGAGUGAAGAAGAAGCUCCAGAGGAUCAGAGUUCAUCUGGACUGGAACAGAGGAAAACUGUCUUUCUUUGAUCCUGACGCUAACACACACAUUCACACCUUCACACACACUUUCACAGACAGACUGUUUCCAUGCAUAGGCACUUUGAAUGAACUCCCCCUGAAGAUGUCACAAGGCAAGAUCCUUGUAACCAGAGAAUGGAUCAGUGAGAGAUGAUUGUGAGGAUAAGCACAGAGGUGAUGUCUCGUAUUUAAAAGUACUACUGCCAAAUUUAGAUAACACCAGUUCUCUGUGUGGUCCUGAAAUCCAAAAAAAAAAUUGCACUUAAAGCUGACUUCCUAUGUAUCCUUAAAAUGUUAAAUAUUAAAUAUAUAAAUAUAUAUCUUAAAUAUUUUUUGCCUGCUGUAGACAGUUCCAUUGGUUGUUGCAUCUUUUGAUUGCAUACAUACACUGUAUUGUACAGUAUCUGCCCACUGUCGUUGCAUCAUAUGACCACUAGAUGGCGCCCCAGACUGUGAUUUGUUCAGCCUGAAAAC
This is a messenger RNA of Seriola dumerili (greater amberjack), 1979 nucleotides long. RefSeq names its product nuclear factor 7, ovary-like. Lineage: Eukaryota; Metazoa; Chordata; Actinopteri; Carangiformes; Carangidae. The record is from RefSeq and is a predicted model, not a curated record. The transcript has a single exon. The coding region runs from base 256 to 1659 and encodes 467 amino acids. Gene Ontology annotation, molecular function: zinc ion binding; protein binding.